AUGUUGAAGCGGCUCUCGAAGGCUUCGCGCAGCGGCUCGGCAGGGCGGGCCGCGUCCGCGGAGUCGGGGUGGGAGGAGGCUGGCAGCACGAACCCGAACACGCCCGUGAUUGAAGACCCUGGAGGCCCGCGCAGCGGGCCUGUCUCGCUGCCGAAGACAGAGAGCGGCGACGUCAAUGGCGAAGGGAGUCCCCGUGAAGCGGCUCAGGAGGAGGAAGAGCGGCGCCUCGCGAGGAAGCGCAGCUCCACGGGCAAGGGGAAGCUCUUCUCGCGGCUGACCUCAAAGUUCUCGCGUUCUCUCUCUGCCCUGCUGCAUAGCGACGGGUCGGGCGCCAGCCACGAGGCUGCAGGCCGCAAGGCCGCGGCCUGCGGCAACUCGCGGGAUGAGAGAGCCGGAGAGCUCGAUGCGCCGCAGAGCGCCAGCGGCGAGCCAGGCGUGGCGGCGGCUCACGACGCGUCUUUUGCGCAGAAGAGGAAAUUCCACAUUCCGCAUCCGCACCUGCUAGGGCACCACAGCCGCGCACUCACGCGGCAGCACUUGAGCGGGUCCGGUGGCGCGGCCGCAGACGCUGGCGCGGAGCCGAGCGGCCAUGGGAUCGGCACAGGCAUCCUGCAUGCGGCAACGGGGCUGAUGCAUCCUUCGCAUCUGCCUCAUCUUCACCUGCGCAGCACGCAUGCCAAGCCCGAAAACGCUGGUCAACAACACACGCCACGCGGUCAGCAGCAGCAGGAGUCCGAGAACGGCGUCCAGGGUGUCGAGUUGCUGCGUCAGCUCCACCAGGCCCACGAGCGCGCGAGGAAGAUCGUAGAGGACAGCAGAAAACAGAAAGAAAUCCUGCUGCAGAGAGCCAGACAGGAAGUUGAGGAAGAGGCGGUUCGAGUCCGAGAAGAAGCUGAGAAGGAGUUCGAAGUAGCUGCGGAGACAGAUCAGAAAGAGGACGCGGCUUUCGCGGCGGCGACUGACGAUGCCCCUGUAGAUCCCCAUGUGCCGCGGACAGCAGUGGACGAGGCUGCCCAGUUCUGCGUCGGGCAAGUCCUCCUCGUCGACGUCGGAUUGCCUGAAGAACUGAAGAAGCGUCUGCCUGUCAUCAAAGCGAACCCUCCAACUUUCUUCCGGAAGAGCUGCGCGUCUCAGUACCCCUCCACGCGUGGGCCCAAGGGCGACCCGACGAUUUUGAAGGCUGCGCUGGAGCACUCGUAUCGGCAGAGUCGAGAGUACAGCGAAGCGCACUACGGCUCAGCGUCCCUGACUGAGACGAUGACCGACGAAUACCGCGGGGCGUGUUUGAAGAAUCUCGGCGGCAGCAGCGAGGUUGGAGGCGCGAAGCGAGAUGUCUACAGCGCGAUUCUGGGUGACCGCGCAUGGAACGAAGCUGACGAAGCUGACCUGCAUCUCGACAUCAACGACGUGCAGGGACAAGAAGACGAUAACCAGUGGUGGGCGUCGAGACGCAAAGGCAACGAUGAUGGCUCCGUGACGCCCCGCGCCUUCUGCCAGGGCUGCUGGCCGGCUGCCCCUGCCUAG
This is a messenger RNA of Besnoitia besnoiti, 1524 nucleotides long. RefSeq names its product vacuolar (h+)-atpase g subunit protein. Bases 1 to 1524 code for a protein of 507 amino acids. The record is from RefSeq and is a predicted model, not a curated record. The transcript is spliced from 4 exons. Lineage: Eukaryota; Apicomplexa; Conoidasida; Eucoccidiorida; Sarcocystidae.